GGCGCCGGCGACCCGUCCUCUACCUCCCGGAACCCGCUCGUGUACCUGGACGUGGGCGCCGACGGGCAGCCGCUGGGCCGCGUGGUGCUGGAGCUGAAGGCAGAUGUCGUCCCAAAGACAGCAGAGAACUUCAGAGCCCUGUGCACUGGGGAGAAGGGCUUCGGCUACAAAGGCUCCACCUUUCACAGAGUGAUUCCGGCCUUCAUGUGCCAGGCGGGCGACUUCACCAAUCACAACGGCACAGGGGGGAAGUCCAUCUACGGAAGCCGCUUUCCUGACGAGAACUUCACAUUGAAGCAUGUAGGACCAGGCGUCCUGUCCAUGGCAAAUGCAGGCCCCAACACCAAUGGCUCCCAGUUCUUCAUUUGCACCAUCAAGACAGACUGGUUGGAUGGCAAACAUGUUGUGUUUGGCCACGUCAAAGAGGGCAUGGAUGUCGUGAAGAAAAUAGAAUCAUUUGGCUCCAAGAGUGGGAAGACAUCCAAGAAGAUUGUCAUCACAGACUGCGGCCAGUUGAGCUAACCCGCCAGGGCCAGGGCACUUGGCCGGUGGCAGCUGCACGUUUGUCGACUCACCCAGGUGGCCACCUUGGGCUCCCAGUGAAGGUGCCCAUAGAGUUGGCCGUGCUCGCUCUGCCAUCACUGUGUGCUCGAGGAAGCCUUCUCAGGGAUAUGGGAGCUCCACAGGACCCACUAGACAGUCUCCCCAGUGCCCACCCUUCCUCGCGACCCCGUUUCUGGACAUUCGUCAUGGACAUCUUGUCGCCACUCCUCACCAGGCAUCGCCUGUGAUGGCCCAGCCCAAGUUCAUCUGUGCCUUGCAAAUUGAGGUGGUGAUGAGUUAGCUUCCAGUGCAGUUUCUGCCUUUUCCUUGACCACCGAGGAAAGCCAGUCGCUGCAAGAGGGCUGGUGUCUCUGUUUAAUGUCGUCUUCCUAAUUGGGGUAAUCUAUUGAACAAGAUUGCCUGGAGAUGAAGCUGUGACACUAACUACUCCAUGCUGUGGUGUGACCUGAGUUGGUAGCCCAAGUCACAGAACCCCAG
Messenger RNA from Ceratotherium simum simum (southern white rhinoceros), 1041 nucleotides. It is a transcript of the gene PPIF, whose product is annotated as peptidylprolyl isomerase F. Gene Ontology annotation, molecular function: peptidyl-prolyl cis-trans isomerase activity; cyclosporin A binding. Gene Ontology annotation, biological process: protein peptidyl-prolyl isomerization; protein folding. Gene Ontology annotation, cellular component: cytoplasm. Lineage: Eukaryota; Metazoa; Chordata; Mammalia; Perissodactyla; Rhinocerotidae. The record is from RefSeq and is a predicted model, not a curated record.